Molecule: messenger RNA, 1009 nt
Organism: Salvia hispanica
Lineage: Eukaryota; Viridiplantae; Streptophyta; Magnoliopsida; Lamiales; Lamiaceae
Molecular function (GO): metal ion binding
Source: RefSeq, a predicted model, not a curated record
CCUCUCUCUCUUUUGGUGUGCUGUGAAUGUGAUGAACCUUUUUUUCAAUUUCUGUGUAUAUAUAUGACCCAUUCUCUCUCCCAUUCUUUCUCUCUCUAGCUCACUUUCACUCUUUCUCUUUCUUCUCUGCUUUCCUCAUCAUAAACUACAUUUUCCAGGAAGACUCAGAUUUUGAGAGAUGAAGAAAUUUGUGUUGAAUUUGGAUUUGCAAAAUGACAAAGAUCAGCAAAGAAGGGCUUUGAAGACGAUCUCAACUCUUUCUGGAAUCGAUGAAAUUUCCAUUGACCUGAAGGGGAAGAAGCUAACCGUGAUUGGAACGGUCGACCCUGUAUCCGUGGUAAGCAAACUUCGCAAAAAGAGCUGGCCGGCCCAGAUAAUCUCGGUGGGGCCAGCCAAAGAGCCGGAGAAGAAGGAGGAGCCUAAGAAGGAGGAACCCAAGAAGGAGGAGGCGAAGAAGGAAGAGGAGCCGAAGAAGGAGGAGGCGAAGAAGGAAGAGGAGCCGAAGAAAGAAGAGGCGAAGAAGGAGGAGGCUAAGGAAGGAGAAAAGAAAGAAGAGCCUAAAAAGGAGGAGGAGAAGAAGCCGGAGCCGACUCCGGAAAUGAUGCAUCAUCAAAUGAUGCAGGUGAUGGGCACGGGAUUGCCGUAUAGGCCUUACCGGCCCUACUAUCCUCCUGUGCCCACAUACUACCCUGUGCACCACAGCAUGGAAGAGAACCCGAACGCGUGCAUUAUAAGCUAAGGUGAUCAUGCCCCGGGCCGUUUCCGUUUUCCGUUCCUUGCCAUCUAGGGUUGAAGCUAAAUCGUUUUGAUGUUUUUGUACAUAUAAUAAGUUGAAAUAUUGAUUUUGGUCCUCAUUUUUGUGUAUGAAUUUUAGUUUUUAUUCUUGAUGGCAAGUGGUAGAGAGAGGUUUGGUUUCCAUAGUUGGGAGCUUAGCUGGAAAGGUGCAAAUUAGUGUAAUAUAAAAUUUUCUAUGUUGCUAAAUAUUAAGCCAAAAGAGUUUGAAGUGGCA